GCGUGAUAACAGAUGCGAUGAUGACUCCCUUUACUUAGGAACUCCUGAUAUACCUCCUACAUAAUCCAUACCUUGCAUUAGGCUGUGUCACCCCAAUUGGAGUAUUUAUCGGUGUAUUGGUGACAUUUACUAAGUACUUUCCGAUUGCCCUGUCACUUCGGCACCUUGGUCUUCAUGUCGCUGUUUGUAGGACCUCCUGAUUCCAUCAAGUCCUCCAAGCUUCGUUCAGGGUCAGAUUAUGGAUUCAUACAAUUGUAUGCAAAAUACAUUUAUUUGGCCUUUUCCAAGUCAAAGCUGAUCGAAGCCCAAUAAUUUCCCAAAGGUCGUUAAAUCCUCUAAGAUGGCUAAGCCUGAGCGUGUCUUGCGUCUUUCGGGGUCGUACCAUCGCAAGGAUGGUGUUUCCGAAGAGGAGUUUCACCGAUUCUCCAGGCAUCAUGCUGUUGCAUGCGCCAAAAUCCAUCAGAAAUAUGGAAUUUUGAAAUAUCAGAUCGCCUAUAGUUCUUCCAGCGCUCAAGAGCUAGCGAAAAGCAUGAAAACUCCAUACAAAGUCAAUGACCACGAUCUGGAGAUUGAAUACUACUUCAAGGACGUUGCGACCCUUCUCGCCGUAUCUGCCGACCAAGAGUUCAAGGAUCUCCACCUCGAGUCCGAACCUUAUGUUCGUCAUGAUACCGCGACCGUCACCCUGACCUGGAUCGAAGUAUACUUGGAGGAUGGCAAAGUGGUGAACGUUAGUCCGGAAGGGGAGAGCCUUUUCCCAUCUUUCGCUGAGCUGUCAGACAUCAAGAUAACCGAAGAGUCUGUCGCCAAAUACUACGAGCAGUGAGGAUAUGCCCAUUCAAUUGUAUCAGAUGGAAUAAAAUCGAGUAGAGCUCUUAAAUCGUCUAUAUAUUCAUGCUAUGGACAGUAAGAAGCUUCUUUUUAGCAUUCAAUGUGACGCUGGAGUAACGUUAUGGCCUGCCGCCUACAACAUUAUUUCUCUUGACUUGCUAUAUACGAUGUAUAUUAGAGGUAGCUACCUCGGUCCUCCGGCAACAUCCAAGUAGGUACGCCCGUGUCUCAAAUCAAGUAGAAUAUGUACCAGUAUUCUAGCAAUAAAGGAACACAUUGUAAGUUA
Messenger RNA from Daldinia caldariorum, 1117 nucleotides. RefSeq lists its product as uncharacterized. The record is from RefSeq and is a predicted model, not a curated record. Gene Ontology annotation, molecular function: oxidoreductase activity. Lineage: Eukaryota; Fungi; Ascomycota; Sordariomycetes; Xylariales; Hypoxylaceae. The coding region runs from base 341 to 826 and encodes 161 amino acids. The transcript has 3 exons.